Cladophialophora yegresii CBS 114405 is the source of this 1506-nucleotide messenger RNA. RefSeq lists its product as uncharacterized. The coding region runs from base 1 to 1506 and encodes 501 amino acids. Lineage: Eukaryota; Fungi; Ascomycota; Eurotiomycetes; Chaetothyriales; Herpotrichiellaceae. Gene Ontology annotation, biological process: tRNA splicing, via endonucleolytic cleavage and ligation. Gene Ontology annotation, molecular function: ATP hydrolysis activity; polynucleotide 5'-hydroxyl-kinase activity. Gene Ontology annotation, cellular component: mRNA cleavage factor complex; nucleus. The record is from RefSeq and is a predicted model, not a curated record. The transcript is spliced from 2 exons.
AUGUCUUUGCCUGGUCUUGGCCUAGAAGAGCCCGAGGAGGUUCACACCGUCGAGACCACCCAACAUGACUUGGCGAAGGAGACCGAAUGGCGGUUCGAGGUCCCCGUGGGCAAAUACGUGCAGGUCAAAUUGCUGACUGGUACCGCCGAACUGUUCGGCACUGAACUUGUCACCGGAAACACCUAUACUUUUACGGCCACCAAAGCCGCAAUCUACACGUGGAACGGCUGCUCCUUCGAGAUCAGCGGCGAUGCCCUGCAGAGCGAGUACACUGCCGAGGAGACGCCCAUGAGUGACUACAUCAACGUUCACUUUGCCCUUGAGGAACUGCGUGACCGAGCGCGAGCCAAUGGACGUGAAGGACCGAGAGUCUUGGUCCUGGGUCCAGACAAUGCAGGCAAAACUACCCUUGCGAAAAUCCUCACGGGGUACGCCAACAGGUCGGGACGCUCGCCCGUCGUUGUCAACCUGGACGUGAAGGAAGGCGUCAUGAGCAUCCCCGGCACCUUGACCGCAACCGUGUUCAAGACGCUGAUGGGCGUGGAAGAAGGCUGGGGGGCCGCGCCCAUGUCAGGACCUAACGGAGCCAUCCCGGUCAAGUUGCCCCUCGUCUACUUCUUCGGCAGCUCGAGGCCAGAAGAAAAGGAAGGCAAAGUCUACAAGGCUCAAGUCAGUCGACUAGCUCUCGCAGUCGCAGGGCGUCUUGCCCAAGAUCCCGAGGCCAGAGAAAGUGGCCUCAUCAUCGACACUCCUGGCAGCCUGACAAACAUCACGGCCGGCAACAGGGUGGGAUACGACAUCAUCCAGGACGUUGUAUCAGAGUUCGCCGUCUCCGCCAUCAUCUGCCUAGGUUCAGAAAGACUCUACAGUGACAUGGUCAAAAGAUUCGACGGCCAGCCCGUCCCGUCACGCAGCUCAGCCACAUAUUCACCAGAAACGCUAUCCGUGAUCAAGCUGGCCAAAUCAGGCGGCUGUGUCGACCGCGAUGUGGCUUACAUGACUGCCUUCCGUGCUGCUCAAAUCAAGACAUAUUUCUACGGCAACCCUCGGCUCAGCAACGGAGUCGCAUUACAACCUCGACAGCAACAAGUCGACUUCUCGACUCUGAGUGUCUGGCGACGAGUUGGGACAACGCCGGAUUCGUCAGCGCUUGCGGCGACUGGCGAAUAUGACGAGGACUCCUUCCUGCCCGGUGGGGCCGACGAUGCAGACGACACGUUUCCAGCGACAACAAAAGUCGCCCUACCCCCAAAUCAGAUCUUUGAACGGAUGACCGCUCCAGUGGCCGCGAUGCGAAGCUCCGUACUCGCGGUACUGAACUGUGAUGGCGAAGCCGACCAGGAGGUCAAGAGAGACAGUAGCGUCAUGGGCUUUCUUUACGUGACGGACACGGACGAGGCGAGAGGAAGAAUCAGUUUGCUGAGCCCGGUGGCCGGCAGGGUGCCGAACAGAGCGAUUGUGUGGGCCGGUUGGCCUGAGGGCGUCAUGGGCUUGGAGAGGAUGUGA